UGAGCGAGGCCGGCGUCAAGAUGAAUGACACAGUGACAGUCAGGACCCGCAAGUUCAUGACGAACCGGCUGCUUCAGAGGAAGCAAAUGGUCGUCGAUGUCCUGCAUCCCGGCAAGGCCACGGUCCCCAAGACUGAAAUCAGGGAGAAACUGGCCAAGAUGUACAAGACCACACCUGAUGUUGUGUUCGUCUUUGGCUUCAGGACUCAGUUUGGUGGCGGCAAGACAACAGGCUUUGCCAUGGUGUACGAUUCCCUAGAUUAUGCUAAGAAGAACGAGCCCAAACACAGACUGGCCAGGCACGGUCUGUAUGAGAAGAAGAAGACCUCAAGGAAACAGCGCAAGGAACGCAAGAACAGAAUGAAGAAAGUACGAGGCGUCAAGAAGGCCAGUGUGGGCGCUGCUGGCAAAAAGUGAGCCCGGACAGCCAGGGAGGGUCUUCGUGCUCAAUAUGUUCUUGUAUAUUGUCAUCGAAUAAAGUUUGGGAAAAAAAAACCUCUG
Toxotes jaculatrix (banded archerfish) is the source of this 500-nucleotide messenger RNA. RefSeq names its product ribosomal protein S24 (gene rps24). The transcript has 5 exons. Lineage: Eukaryota; Metazoa; Chordata; Actinopteri; Toxotidae. Gene Ontology annotation, cellular component: ribosome. Gene Ontology annotation, molecular function: structural constituent of ribosome. The record is from RefSeq and is a predicted model, not a curated record. Gene Ontology annotation, biological process: translation. The coding region runs from base 21 to 416 and encodes 131 amino acids.